CUUCAUCACUUUCUGAGAGGUGUCUCAUUUAACAACAGCGUUGGUGAUAAGGUUUCUUUUGACCAUAAUGGGGAGUUGGUAUCUGGAUUUGAUAUUAUAAACUGGAUUUUUUCAUCAAACCAGUCCUUUCAGAGAGUGAAGGUUGGGAGGAUGGAUCCACAAGUUCCCCCAGACCAAACACUCACCAUUGAUGAAGAUGCCAUCAUAUGGGACAACUGGUUUAAUCAGACACAGCCUCUUUCAGUAUGUACCGAGAGUUGCUAUCCUGGUUACAGAAAGAAAAUGAAGGAGGGGGAGCCAUUUUGUUGCUAUGAUUGCACUCCAUGUCCAGAAGGGAAGAUAUCUGACCGGAGGGACAUGAAUGACUGUAAAAAGUGUGCAGAGGAAUACUAUCCAAAUGCAAAUCACAGUGUAUGCAUUCCCAAGGAUAUCAGCUUCUUGUCCUAUGAAGAACCCUUGGGCAUCAUUUCAGCCAUUUUUGCCUUUUUCUUUGGUUUGAUUACAGCUCUGAUACUAGGAAUUUUUCUGAAGAACCAUGACACUCCUAUAGUGAAAGCUAACAAUCGGAUCCUCACCUAUACUCUCCUCAUCUCUCUCUUGUUCUGCUUUCUCUGUGCAUUGCUAUUCAUUGGCCGACCCAAGAAGGUGAUAUGUCUUCGACAAACUGCUUUUGGCAUGAUCUUCUCUGUGGCUGUUUCUUGUGUCCUGGCAAAGACACUUAUUGUGAUUUUGGCUUUUAUAGCCACCAAACCAGGGAGAAAAUUGAGGAAGUGGGCAGGGAACAGAUUGGCCCACUCCAUUGUUCUUUUCUGCUCUCUUAUUCAAGCAAUCAUCUGUGCUGUGUGGCUGGCAGAUUCUCCACCAUUCCCAGAUGUUGACAUGCAUGCAACACCUAAAGAAAUUAUACUGGAAUGUAAUGAGGGGUCUGUUACUAUGUUUUAUUGUGUCUUGGGCUAUAUGGGUUUCUUGGCAGUGAUCAGUUUUACUGUGGCUUUUCUUGCCAGAAAGUUACCUGAUAGUUUCAAUGAAGCCAAGUUUAUCACAUUCAGCAUGCUGGUCUUUUGCAGUGUUUGGGUAACCUUUGUUCCAACCUACCUAAGUACCAAGGGGAAAUAUAUGGUGGCUGUGGAGAUUUUCUCUAUCUUAGCCUCCAGUACUGGGCUGCUAGGUUGCAUAUUUUUCCCUAAAUGUUUCAUUAUUGUGUUGAGGCCUGAACUGAACAAUAGGAAACAUCUAAUGAUCAGAAAGGUUUAA
Molecule: messenger RNA, 1254 nt
Organism: Gekko japonicus
Lineage: Eukaryota; Metazoa; Chordata; Lepidosauria; Squamata; Gekkonidae
Product: vomeronasal type-2 receptor 26-like
Exons: 3
Biological process (GO): G protein-coupled receptor signaling pathway
Cellular component (GO): membrane
Molecular function (GO): G protein-coupled receptor activity
Source: RefSeq, a predicted model, not a curated record